CCCAGUUAUCUUGGAUAUUCUUCACCAGAGCAUCGCAGAGAAGACUUGCCGGACCCUAAUCACUUUACACCCAUAAAACAAUGUGACAUCAGUCCAAUCCCCGAUCCAGCCACUUCAUCUCAAUAUGUCCCACAGGUAAAUCAACAGGACAUCAAAGAUGAGAUUGGCAGCCAUCUGACACCAGCUGCUGAUACCCAAGAAAAAUGUGGCCAAAGGUAUCAGAGGGCCUACGUCGAGUUUGGACACGGCUACAAGAAUGUUAUGGCACUCCAGAGGCUAUCGAGAAGUCGCUCCUUGACAGACUUGAACGCUUUCCUAGAGUGUCAAACAAAGACCCCCAGAAUCUCAGAGAACUUGGCGACCUACUUUCUGAAAUUGAUGCAGCCAAAUCAGACGGCUCUUUACCUGUGCUAGUGUAUUUGGACACAUCACGUGGCAUUGCCCCGAUAGUUGAUAAGUUGCCAACAAAUCUUCAAGACGGGUGGAUGUCAGAGGGGACUAAAUACAAGCAGAGACAUGAUGUAUAUUUCCCUCCAUUCUCAUUCUUCUGUCGCUUCAUACAAGAUGAAGCGAAAAUGAGAAAUGACCCCAGUUUUAAGUCUAUUGUAUCAGGUCCCACGUCCUAUCCAACAACUCACAACAACCACUAUACAAGAUUUGUCAAGUCAAGACCGCCUGUUGACGUCCACAAAACAGAGGUAAACAAAACUCACAAACCAAGCUUAGGAAGCACGAGUGAGUUCACAAACAAACUGUGUCCCAUCCACAAGAAACCACACCCGUUAAAGAAGUUUAGAGGCUUUAGGGAAAAGACACUAGAUGAGCGUAAGGCAUACCUCAGAGAACACAACAUCUGUUUUAGGUGCUGCGAUUCCUCAGCUCACCAAGCUAAAGACUGUAAGGAAGAGAUUACUUGUCUAGAGUGCAACAGCAACAAACACGUUGCAGCACUGCAUGCAGGUCCAGCUCCACAGACACAAAACACAAAAGCUCAAAACAUUGCCCCAGACCAGGACAGGGAGGAGCAUGGCGGGGAGAGUAGCCUAGACUUGGAGACUAGCUCAGCAUGCACUCAAGUUUGUGGGGACUUAGGUGGGGGGCGAUCCUGCUCAAAAAUAUGUCAAGCCUACAUUUAUCCAAAGGGGCAUCCAGACGAAAAAGUCAAGGUUUACGCUAUCAUAGAUGACCAGAGCAAUAGGUCAUUAGCGAAGUCAAAUCUUUUCGACACCUUUGGCAUCCCAAUGAGCAACCUAGUGCCAUACACACUUAAGACAUGUACAGGGGUUUCCACCACAAAUGGCCGCUUAGCUGAGAACCUCUUUAUACAGUCCGUUGAUGGCCAGUUCAGCUCUCCUCUGCCUUCUUUGCUCGAGUGUGACUCACUCCCAGACAACAAGAAUGAAAUCCCAACGCAAGAGAUUGCUCUAGCCCAUCCGCACCUCAAACACCUAGCAGGUCAUAUGCAGCCCCUAGACCCUGAGGCCGAGGUUAUGUUGCUGUUAGGCCGAGACAUAAUACAAGUGCACAAAGUGUAUGAAUGAGUGAAUGGACCAGUCAAUGCUCCAUUUGCCCAGAGACUUGCACUUGGGUGGGUUAUUGUAGGGGAUGUAUGCCUAGGAGGAGCCCAUAAGCCAGCCAUCAUAGGCACAUACAGAACGAGUGUUCUAGAGAACGGGCAUCCAAGUCUCUUAACACCCUGUCAGAACAGUUUUCAUGUCAAAGAGCAGCCACAGUCACACAACAAACCCUGGGACACUCACAGUUCAUGUCAAAUAGGGAAAUACAUAUUCCAGCAAAGUGAAAAGGACGAAGAGCUGGCCCCUUCCUAUGAGGACCAAGCCUUUCUGGAAAUUAUGGAAAGAGACUUUUACCAAGACGAUGCAAAUAGCUGGACAGCUCCACUUCCUUUCCGUACACCGAGAACCCGCCUCCCAAACAACAGAAACCAAGCACUCAGCCGCUUAGAGUCGCUGCGCUGCACAUUAAAUAAACGCCCUGAGAUGGAGAGACACUUUAUGGAUUUUAUGCAGGGGUUGUUUGACAGAGAUCACGCAGAACCAGCACCAGCUCUCGAAGAAGAAGAAUGCUGGUAUCUGCCCUUCUUUGGCGUCUAUCAUCCGCAGAAGCCUGGGAACAUCACGGUGGUGUUUGACUGGAGUGCUAAGUUUCAGGGAGUGUCCUUAAACGAUGUGCUGCUCAAAGGUCCAAAUAUGAAUAACAGUCUGAUCAGGGUGCUCAUCCGUUUCAGAGACGAAGCGGUGGCUGUCACAGCGGACAUACAACAAAUGUUCCACUGCUUUCAGAUGCGAGAAGACCACAGGAACUUCCUCCGGUUCCUUUGGUACCGCAACAAUGACCCAAGAGAGCCAGUUGUCGAGUACAGAAUGAAAGUGCAUGUGUUCGGCAACGGCCCUUCCCCAGCGGUGGCAAUUUUCGGUCUGAGAGCCUCCAGGGAGCUAGGGUUUGACAAAAGGAUUCCUUGUGACCCACAUGUCAAGUCCUUCCUAAAUGAUAAUGGAUGUAGUUGGGUCUUCAACCCUCCCUACUCUUCUCACAUGGGGGGCAGUUGGGAGCGGAUGAUAGGAGUGGCACGUAGGAUAUUAGACUCCCAGCUCACUCAACUUGGUUCCAGGCCCCUCACGCACGACGUCCUGACCACCUUCAUGGCAGAGGUAGCCGCCAUCAUCAAUGCACGGCCGCUGGUUCCAGUGUCAAGUGAUCCAGAUGUUCCGUGCAUCCUUACUCCCGCCAUACUCCUCACGCAAAAAGUUGGUGCACCUCCAACACCCUCAGGCGACUUCGGGGAGAAGGACCUCUACAGGCAACAGUGGAAAAGAGUUCAGAGUCUGGCCAACUCUUUCUGGCAUCGCUGGCGUAAGGAGUACUUGUCAACACUACAAUGCCGCCGCAAGUGGCAUUCCACCAGACCAAACCUGCAGCAGGGGGAUGUGGUCCUCCUGAAAGAUCCUCUCGUGAAGAGAAAUCAGUGGCCCAUGGGGGUGAUUGCAAAGGUUCAUCCUAGUAGUGACGGACUUGUCAGGAAGGUAGAAGUCAAGGUGGUGAAAGAUGGUAAAGCCAAAGUUUACUUUAGGUCAGUCACGGGCGUUGUUCUUCUUGUAUCAGAUGCUGUGCAACAAGUUUAGUUUGGUUCCAAGUGUGACAUCUUACUGAUGUCAGGCGGGGAGUGUUCUGGCUCCUUAAGAGUCGCCUCUCAUGUUAUGUAGUGUUAUAUAAGUUCAUGCAAUCUUUAUUUGUUUCUGGUACACUGUUCAUUUUAUUUUGACAUCCUACCGGAAGUGCUACUUCUCAUUACUUCCUGUCUAACGGGAGAAGGACGGUUUGCUACUCCUGUGCCUGCCUAUGCUGCCUCUUAAGCCAGCACAGUCUGUAAGUUGGCAGUAAUGUUGUGUUUUACCAGUGAAUGUUUAGCACUAACUGCCGUGAGUUGUUUGUGAUAUUUUGACAGAGUAAAUUCACUCAAUAAUGUGCUUUAUUAGUCAUUAGCCUAGACGCUAAUUAGCGCUAGCUAACCGCUAACGUUAGCUUGUUAGCUUGUUUCGUUCUGCUUUGCUUUGCAUAGUAACAGGUCAUAGCAUCUUCCAAUUGUAAGAAUGUUUGCUUAUGUCAGCUCACACAUGAUAUUUUGUUUGUUUACAGUUUUACCAUUCAUCCAUUCAUGUAUUUCAACAAAGCCAUGCUAUGCAUCCAAUCAAAUAAAUCCACCA
This is a messenger RNA of Oreochromis aureus, 3725 nucleotides long. RefSeq lists its product as uncharacterized. Gene Ontology annotation, molecular function: nucleic acid binding. The coding region runs from base 1854 to 3143 and encodes 429 amino acids. Lineage: Eukaryota; Metazoa; Chordata; Actinopteri; Cichliformes; Cichlidae. The record is from RefSeq and is a predicted model, not a curated record. The transcript has 2 exons.